Gekko japonicus is the source of this 734-nucleotide messenger RNA. RefSeq names its product chromosome unknown open reading frame, human C18orf32. Gene Ontology annotation, biological process: positive regulation of canonical NF-kappaB signal transduction. The transcript is spliced from 3 exons. The record is from RefSeq and is a predicted model, not a curated record. Lineage: Eukaryota; Metazoa; Chordata; Lepidosauria; Squamata; Gekkonidae. Bases 112 to 408 code for a protein of 98 amino acids.
CGGAAGUGAAGCGUCGUUUUUCCUCCAGUCCAAAGCUCAGUUGGAGGUCUGCGCCGGUGAGUGUCUCGUUGGCCCGUCUUUUCCCACAAGGACCUGGACGGAAGUGCUGCCAUGGUUUGCAUUCCCUGCAUCGUCAUCCCAGUCCUGCUGUGGGUCUACAAAAGGUUCCUGGAGCCCUAUCUGUACCCCAUCAUCUCUCCUUUCGUGAAGCGCCUGUGGCCCAAGAAAGCCGUGGCAGGAGCAGCGAAGCAAGACCAGAAGGUCAGCUCUGGAGGCGGACAGGAGCCACUGGCCACGUAUGACUCUUCCACGGACGUGGCUGACCUUUCUAAAACCAAAAGCAAUGGGGUUGCAAACGGGUGUGCCGGAAACGAGCCUGCUGAGGUGUCUGACAAAAAGACGGAUUAAAGGAGCGUGUGCCGUGGGGUGCAAAUGGUCACUGCUCCCACUUGAGAAAAAACGUCGUUGGACUUGGAGCGGAAUAGAAACUUAAGACACUCUCAACACCCACACCCUUUGGGAGACUUAGCAAAAUUCUGUCUAGGUAGCUGGGAAAAUACAGUUCGAAUAUAUAUCGCUCUGUUUCUCUUGACAUUCCUUUUGCUGGAAUUUUCUCCAGUUGGUGCAGUGGGCGGGGAAGAGGUUUUAAGGUCAAGGCUUUAUUAACUGCUGUGUUUUGUCAAGCUUGCUGUUUAUUUAUUUCACAAACUCCCCUGAAACGAGGGUUUCCAGGU